CCCGGGCUGGGAGUCCGCGAGCCGAGAGCGGAGCUCGGAACUGACUGGGAACCUCUGUGGCGCUGCGACUUGCCAGUAUCACCCCGGGAACUCUGUGCAAGUAGAGAAAAGAAGGGUGCAAGUGCCCCACUCUUGCUCUUUCUUCCCUUCCUCCUCCUCCUCCUUCUCUCCAAUUCGCCUUUCCCACUUGGAGCGGGCAGCUGCGGAUCAGCCACCCCAGCGCCAGCCUCCAGCGACGCCAGGUGACGCGCCAGCCUCCCCAGGAGCCGCUCGCUCCGCGCCGCGCCGCGCCCGCGUCAGCGUCCGGGCAGCAGAGGGGAGAGGAGCCCGCGCCUCGAAUCCCCGAGCCGCCGCGGCUUCUCGCCUUUCCCGGCCACCCGCCCCCUGCCCCGGGCCGCGUAUGAAUCUCCUAGACCCCUUCAUGAAGAUGACCGACGAGCAGGAGAAGGGCCUGUCCGGCGCCCCCAGCCCCACCAUGUCCGAGGACUCGGCUGGCUCGCCCUGCCCAUCGGGCUCCGGCUCAGACACGGAGAACACACGACCCCAGGAGAACACGUUCCCCAAGGGCGAGCCGGACCUGAAGAAGGAGAGUGAGGAGGACAAGUUCCCCGUGUGCAUCCGCGAGGCGGUCAGCCAGGUGCUCAAGGGCUACGACUGGACGCUGGUGCCCAUGCCCGUGCGCGUCAACGGCUCCAGCAAGAACAAGCCGCACGUCAAGCGGCCCAUGAACGCCUUCAUGGUGUGGGCGCAGGCGGCGCGCAGGAAGCUGGCGGACCAGUACCCGCACCUGCACAACGCCGAGCUCAGCAAGACGCUGGGCAAGCUCUGGAGGCUUCUCAACGAGAGCGAGAAGCGGCCUUUCGUGGAGGAAGCCGAGCGGCUGCGCGUGCAGCACAAGAAAGACCACCCGGAUUACAAGUACCAGCCGCGACGGAGGAAGUCGGUGAAGAACGGGCAGGCCGAGGCGGAGGAAGCCACGGAGCAGACGCACAUCUCCCCCAACGCCAUCUUCAAGGCGCUGCAGGCCGACUCCCCGCACUCCUCGUCUGGCAUGAGCGAGGUGCACUCCCCCGGCGAGCACUCCGGACAAUCCCAGGGCCCACCGACCCCACCCACUACUCCCAAAACCGACGUACAGCCAGGCAAAGCUGACCUGAAGCGAGAGGGGCGCCCCCUGCCCGAGGGGGGCAGACAGCCCCCCAUCGACUUCCGCGAUGUGGACAUCGGCGAGCUGAGCAGCGAUGUCAUCUCAAACAUCGAGACCUUCGAUGUGAAUGAAUUUGAUCAGUAUCUGCCUCCCAACGGCCACCCGGCGGUGCCGGCCACGCACGGCCAGGUCGCCUACACGGGCAGCUACGGCAUCAGCAGUACCGCAGCGACACCAGCAGGCGCGGGCCACGUGUGGAUGUCCAAGCAGCAGGCGGCGCCGGCCCCGCAGCAGCCCCCGCAGGCCCCGGCGGCCCCGCAGGCCCCCUCCCAGCAGCAGCAGGCGCCCCCGCAGCCGCAGGCCGCGCCCCCGCAACCCCAGCAGGCGCACACGCUGACCACGCUGAGCAGCGAGCCCGGGCAGUCCCAGCGAACGCACAUCAAGACGGAGCAGCUGAGCCCCAGCCACUACAGUGAGCAGCAGCAGCACUCGCCGCAGCAGCAGAUCGCCUACAGCCCCUUCAACCUCCCGCACUACAGCCCCUCCUACCCGCCCAUCACACGCUCGCAGUACGACUACACCGACCACCAGGGCACCGGCUCCUUCUACAGCCACGCCGCCGGCCAGGGCUCGGGGCUCUACUCCACCUUCACCUACAUGAACCCUGCGCAGCGCCCCAUGUACACCCCCAUCGCCGACACCUCCGGGGUCCCUUCCAUCCCGCAGACCCACAGCCCGCAGCAGUGGGAGCAGCCCGUCUACACACAGCUCACCAGACCUUGAGGAGCCACUGAACACAGGGCAGUGAUGGCCUGGGAAGGUCCUAAAAAGAACCGAAGAGAGAAAGAACCAGAAUUUCCUUUGGACGUUUUUUGUUUGUUUGUUUUGUUUUGUUUUGCUUUGUCCUGUUUCUUAAAGCUAAAGGCGACUCGUACUGAGAUUCAAAACAGAAACAUUGUCUAUCCAAACGCAUGACCAACCUGUUGCGUAUGAAUCAGUGGCCAGGCCACUCCUGGCUAGGUGGCCAGCGGCACCGGAAGCGAACUGGACUUCGACUUCGUCAGAGCAAGUGUGGAGGAUGUGGAGAAUCACGACCGAUUUGCUCAAUCUCCCUGCCUGUCUGGACUUUGUAAUUAUUUUUUAGCAGUAAUUAAAGAAAAAAAAAGUCCUCUGUGAGGAAUAUUCUCUAUUUUAAAUAUUUUUAGUAUGUACUGUGUAUGAUUCAUUACCAUUUGAGGGGAUUUAUACAUAUUUUUAGAUUAAAAAACUAAAUGCUCUUAUUUUUCCAACAGCUAAACUACUCUUAGUUGAACAGUGUGCCCUAGCUUUUCUUGCAGAGUAUUUUUGUACAGAUUUGCUUUCUCUUACAAAAAAAAUGAAAAAAAGCAAAGUAUGUGAUUUUAUUAACAUAAAAAAAGACAGAAAUGUGUUCUGUGAUUAGUUUGGGGGGUAAGCUUUGCUUAAUUCCUCAGCGCUUCAGACCUUUGAGGAGGAGCUGCCUUAAUAUGAAAAGCCUUAUUUUGCAAAUAUGGGAGUAAACAGAUAGUCUAGAGACACAUUUGGUAAGCUUUAUCCAUAUAUGUAGAGAUAUAUAUUUUAAACAAGAAGAACACACCUUGAGCCUUAAAAAACCGUGCUGCUGGAAAAAUACUUGUGCUUUUUUUUUUUUUUUUUUCAUGCAAGGCCUCCUGCCUUUGCUUAUUGGUUUCAGUCUUAAGGAAGAAGCAAAAGGCAGCAAAGGAGACUGAAAUCUGAUUGGGGAAUGUUUCAGCAGCCACCAAGCAAGUGCCCCAGAGUACUGUCCCCCUGGUUGCCUGCCCAGGCCCCAUGUGGACUGCAGAUGCUGAAGUCUCUGUGCUCACAGUGCCACCUGUGUCUCUCUGAACACCAGCAGUUAACUUUCCAGACAUUCCACGUGGUACAAAAGAUUAUUUAUUUUGUAAGGAGAAGUUUUAAUUGAAAAAGAAAUCUUCCUCCUUUUUUCUUUUUUUCUUUUUUUAAUUUACCUUCUUUAAAAUAGGUUGUUGGAACCUUCCUCAGAGGGUAUGAUCAUCUGUUGUUAAAUUAUGUUCUUAACUGUAACCAGUUUUUUUAUUUAUCUCUUUAAUCUUUUUUAUUAUGAAAAGCAAGUUUCUUUGAAUUCUUCAUGUUAGAUUUGUACAAAUUUCUUUUUGUCUGUCUUUUUUUUCUUUGUUGUUUUUGUUGAAAACAAACUGGAAACUUGUUUCUCUCUCUCUCUCUCUGUCUCUCUCUCUCUGUCUCUCUCUCUCUCUCUCUCUCUCUCUCUCUCUCUCUCUCUCUGUACAAAUGAGAGAUUUGCAAAUGUAGUAUAUCACUGAGUCAUUUGCAGUGUUUUCUGCCACAGACUUUUGGGCUGCCCAAAUUCGUGUGUGUGUGUGUGUGUGUGUGUGUGUGUGUGUGUGUACGUAUGUGCUGUGACACAAGACAAUGUGAGUAGGUGUCAUAGGUAACCCUCCGUAUGUUCUCAGAGGGCAGGGACACACCAGGACGGAACAGGCCCACUGACAGACCUUAAUCCUUCUUUACUGCUGUGGCUGGAGAGUUUGAGGAUUGCUUUUUAAAAAAGACAGCAGACUUUUUUUAAUUUAAAGAAAGAUAUAUUAACAGUUUUAGAAGUUGGUAGAAUAAAAUCUUAAAGCACUCUUAUGGCAUCUUUCAAUUUCUGUAUAAAAGCGGAUCUUUUAAAAAAAAGUAUUUCUGUAACUUAAGAAACCUGGCAUUUAAAUCAUAUUUUCUUUUUAGGUAAGGUUUGGUUUGUGUUUGUGUUUUGUUUGUUUUGCUUGUUUUCCCUCCAAACCUUUGUUCUCUCUGUGAACUUACCUUUCUUUUCUUUCUUUUUUUGUAUAUUAUUGUUUACAAUAAAUAUACAUUGCAUUAAAAAGAAAA
Messenger RNA from Cavia porcellus (domestic guinea pig), 4054 nucleotides. RefSeq names its product SRY-box transcription factor 9 (gene Sox9). NCBI's taxonomy places the organism in Eukaryota, Metazoa, Chordata, Mammalia, Rodentia, Caviidae. The coding region runs from base 401 to 1930 and encodes 509 amino acids. The record is from RefSeq and is a predicted model, not a curated record. Gene Ontology annotation, molecular function: RNA polymerase II cis-regulatory region sequence-specific DNA binding; DNA-binding transcription factor activity, RNA polymerase II-specific. Gene Ontology annotation, cellular component: nucleus. Gene Ontology annotation, biological process: chondrocyte differentiation; heart development; negative regulation of transcription by RNA polymerase II. The transcript has 3 exons.